UCCGGGGCGCGCGCCUGGGCUGCUGCUUGGCGGCGCCUCCUCCUCCUCCUGCUCGCCAGCGGCCGGUCCCUACGCGGCGGCGGCGGCUGCGCUCCAAUCCCGGCCCGGAAGAAGGCGGCGGCGGCGGCGGCGCGGGGGAGGCAUGUCAGGGCGUCUCUAAGCGGGCAGCUCCCUCUCCGCCCCCGCGCGGACUCCUGCUGCGAGGCGGGCGCCGCUUCCUCUCCUCUCGCUCCGUCGCUGCGCUGCGCUCUGGCUGCGGCUGGUGGCUCCCGACGCGCAGCAUCCGCCGCCGCCGGGCGGAGCUCCGUCCCUGCCCUGCCCGGGCUGCGCAGGCCGGGAGAAGCCGAGCCCCAUCGCCCGCCGACGGACGACCAAGGAGCGCGCCCCCGUCCCUCGCUUGCUCCGCGCCCGGCAGCCGAGCCGCCAGCCGAGGCCAUGGGCGACAAAGGCACCCGGGUGUUCAAGAAAGCCAGUCCCAAUGGGAAGCUCACUGUCUACCUGGGGAAGAGGGACUUCGUGGACCACAUAGAUGUCGUCGAUCCAGUGGAUGGCGUCGUGCUGGUCGAUCCAGAAUACUUAAAAGAAAGGAAAGUUUUCGUGACCCUCACGUGCGCCUUCCGCUACGGCCGCGAGGACCUGGACGUCCUGGGCCUGACCUUCCGCAAAGACCUCUUUGUCGCCAACAUCCAAGCCUUCCCUCCGGUCACUGAGGAGAAGAAGCCUCUGACGCGGCUCCAGGAACGGCUGAUUAAGAAGCUCGGUGAGCAGGCCUACCCUUUUACCUUCGAGAUCCUUCCCAACCUUCCCUGCUCCGUGACGUUGCAGCCGGGACCCGAAGACACAGGAAAGGCUUGCGGUGUUGACUAUGAAGUGAAAGCUUUCUGUGCAGAGAGUCUGGAGGAGAAGAUCCACAAAAGGAACUCGGUGCGCUUGGUGAUCCGCAAAGUCCAGUAUGCGCCGGAGCGUCCAGGGCCGCAGCCGAUGGCCGAGACCACCCGGCAGUUCCUCAUGUCGGACAAGCCCCUGCACUUGGAAGCUUCCCUGGACAAAGAGAUUUACUAUCACGGGGAGCCGAUCAGCGUCAACGUUCACGUGACGAACAACACCAACAAGACGGUGAAGAAGAUUAAAAUCUCAGUUCGCCAAUACGCAGACAUCUGCCUCUUCAACACAGCCCAGUACAAAUGCCCCGUCGCAGUGGAAGAAGCAGACGAUGUGGUGGCUCCCAGCUCGACCUUCUGCAAAGUCUACACAUUGACCCCGUUCCUUGCCAACAACCGGGAGAAGCGCGGCCUCGCCCUGGACGGGAAGCUCAAGCACGAAGACACCAACCUGGCCUCCAGCACACUGUUGAGAGACGGCGCCAACAAGGAGGUCCUGGGCAUCAUUGUCUCCUACAAAGUGAAAGUGAAGCUGGUGGUCUCUCGCGGCGGCCUGCUGGGAGACCUUGCCUCCAGCGAUGUGGCUGUGGAGCUGCCAUUCACCCUCAUGCACCCCAAACCCAAGGAGGAGCCUCUGCAAAGGGACGUUCCAGAAAAUGAAGCUCCGAUUGACACAAAUCUCAUAGAGCUUGAUACGAAUGAUGACGACAUCGUUUUUGAGGACUUUGCCCGCCAAAGGCUGAAGGGGGUGAAAGACGAGAAGGAGGAGGACGACGACGGGAUGAGCUCCCCGCAGCUGAAUGACAGAUAAACUGGAUCUCCUCCCCGGGGGACUCUCUCUCCGUUUCCAAGUCCUGACACCUGAGCACUAGGCUUCUUAUCUUUUGUAUAAAGGUUUCUUUCUUUUUUCCGGGUUUGGGGUGGGGGUCGAGUUCCUUUGUUUUUUAAAACACUGACCAGGAACCUGUGGGGUGAGUCGGGGAGCUUGCAAGAGCCUUGGGUUCUUUUCCCACCCGCUCUGCAAGCCAGAGAUUUUUCUGGCGGCCUCCAAGGAAGGGCGAAUGCCCACCCCCCUGUGAGCCACGCUGGAGGGGGGGCUGUGUGUGUGUGUUUUCUGUCGUUGUCGUCGUUUGCCCAGGAAGGAGCAGCGGCCUUGCUUGGUAACUGUGCUCUGCUUUCUGCUGGGGGCUCUAUCCCAGUGCCCCCACCCCAUUGGCUCCAGGCCCUGCUGCUUCGCACCUCGCUCCGUUCACCUGCAGAACCCCCUGCCACAAGAUGCGGCAAUGGGCGCCUCUCGCCCUGACAGUUCCCAAGGCGAUUUUGGAGGCCUCUCGGCUGUUAAGCCAGGAGGCGGCACGCCUAGAGCUGGCUGCCGUGGACUUUGGGUCGGAUCCAGUCGAGUGCUGUACUGUCUUCCCAGGUUUUCCAUCUCUUGCCCCAAGGGCCUUUUUGAGAUGCUUAGAAUAUUAGAAUUGUAGAGUUGGAAGGGACCCUGUGGGUCAUCUAGUCCAACCCCCUGCAGUGCAGGAAUCUUUUACCCAAUGUGGGGCCCUGAGUUCGAGUCUCAUGCUCCACCCACUGAGCUGUCCCAGGUCCAAGGAGGGGCUACGACUCAGUGAGGGAGUUUAUCGGCAGGCUCACUCCCCAUCAUCUCUAGAUAAAUGGAACAAGAUAGAAAAAGAUGCACAAGUUGAUGGAAUUGAGAUGAGGGGUGAACAAAGGCAGCAGUCCGGUUUUGCAGAAUUGGAGAAUUCUCCCUUCCAAACCUGUAUUGCAUGUUCUAGACGCUUUAGCUUCAUAGAAUCGCAGAGCUGGAAGGGAACGUGCAAAAGAUGUUCGGUGAAGUUGCUCCGAUUCC
Molecule: messenger RNA, 2739 nt
Organism: Podarcis raffonei (Aeolian wall lizard)
Lineage: Eukaryota; Metazoa; Chordata; Lepidosauria; Squamata; Lacertidae
Gene: ARRB1
Product: arrestin beta 1
Exons: 16
Coding region: 436-1692 (418 amino acids)
Biological process (GO): G protein-coupled receptor internalization; signal transduction; visual perception
Molecular function (GO): G protein-coupled receptor binding
Source: RefSeq, a predicted model, not a curated record